Molecule: messenger RNA, 1824 nt
Organism: Jaculus jaculus (lesser Egyptian jerboa)
Lineage: Eukaryota; Metazoa; Chordata; Mammalia; Rodentia; Dipodidae
Gene: Syt10
Product: synaptotagmin 10
Exons: 7
Coding region: 212-1783 (523 amino acids)
Biological process (GO): regulation of calcium ion-dependent exocytosis; calcium-ion regulated exocytosis; cellular response to calcium ion
Cellular component (GO): membrane
Molecular function (GO): clathrin binding; phosphatidylserine binding; calcium-dependent phospholipid binding
Source: RefSeq, a predicted model, not a curated record
CUCCUGCGCGCGUGGCACCCAUCAUGGUGCCAACUCCGGUUUCCUGAAAGGUGCGGGCUCUGGGCAGCGCAUCCACUUUGGGAGAACCGUGGGUUUAGGGCAGCGCAACCUCCUGCCUGAGAACCGCUAGCUGGGUAUGACUUAGGGCGCGGGAACGGUGAGGCCUGGGGUGACAGAAGCCAAAGAAGAAGACCCGAGAAAAAGCUACAGAAUGAGUUUCCGCAAGGAGGACGGAGUGAGCAGCUUGUGCCAAAAGGCGCUGCACAUCGUCACGGAGCUGUGCUUUGCGGGCCAGGUGGAGUGGGACAAGUGCUCUGGGAUCUUCCCCCGGGACAGGAGCAGCCAGGGCGAAGGCAGCACAGAUAUUUCAGUCAGCUUGUUAGCAGUUGUUGUCAGCUUCUGUGGCCUAGCCUUGCUGGUUGUCUCACUUUUUGUCUUUUGGAAGUUAUGCUGGCCAUGCUGGAAGAGCAAACUUGUGACUCCCAAUGUCAGCAACCUUCCACAGAGCAUUUCAAAUGCUCCAACUGAAGUUUUUGAGACUGAAGAGAAAAAAGAGGUUAAAGAAAAUGGAAAGCCAGCACUAAAAGCUAUUGAGCCUGCAAUAAAAAUCAGCCACACUUCCCCUGAUAUUCCAGCCGAAGUACAAACUGCUUUAAAAGAACACUUGAUUAAACAUGCUCCUGUACAAAGACAAACCACAGAGCCUACGUCUUCAUCCCGCCACAAUUCCUUCAGGAGACACCUGCCAAGGCAAAUGCAGGUCUCCAGUGUCGACUUUAGCAUGGGCUCUGAGCCUGCUUUUCAAAGAGGAGAAACAACAACCAGCAUUGGAAGGAUAAAGCCAGAGCUCUACAAGCAGAAGUCAGUUGACUCUGAGGGCAACAGAAAAGAAGAUGUGAAGACCUGUGGGAAACUGAACUUUACCCUCCAGUAUGAUUAUGAAAAUGAGCUUCUAGUUGUGAAAAUAAUCAAAGCCUUAGAUCUACCUGCUAAAGACUUCACAGGAACUUCUGAUCCUUAUGUGAAGAUAUAUCUUCUUCCAGACAGGAAAAUGAAAUUUCAGACCCGUGUGCACAGAAAGACUCUAAAUCCUCUAUUUGAUGAAACUUUUCAGUUUCCUGUAGCAUAUGAUCAACUAAGCAACCGAAAACUGCAUUUCAGUGUAUAUGAUUUUGACAGAUUUUCUAGACAUGACAUGAUUGGAGAAGUGAUUCUUGAUAAUUUGUUUGAAGUCUCUGAUCUCUCCAGGGAAGCCACAGUGUGGAAAGAUAUUCAUUGUGCUACCACAGAAAGUAUAGACCUAGGUGAGAUCAUGUUUUCCCUUUGCUAUUUGCCGACCGCUGGACGUAUGACCUUGACAGUCAUCAAGUGCAGAAAUCUAAAGGCAAUGGAUAUUACUGGUUCAUCAGAUCCUUAUGUUAAAGUGUCUCUGAUGUGUGAAGGCCGAAGAUUAAAAAAACGGAAAACAACUACAAAGAAAAAUACUCUCAACCCUGUGUACAAUGAAGCAAUUAUUUUCGACAUCCCUCCAGAGAAUGUGGACCAGGUCAGCCUGUGCAUAGCGGUCAUGGAUUAUGACAGGGUGGGACACAAUGAGGUCAUUGGAGUAUGUAGAACAGGAUUGGAUGCUGAGGGUCUUGGGCGAGACCACUGGAAUGAAAUGCUGGCCUACCACAGGAAGCCAAUAACACAUUGGCACCCUUUACUAGAGUUACCUGGCCGGGCAACAAGUUUUGAUAGUCAAGGAUCCUGUUCUUCUCCCAAACUACCUUCCACACCAUAAAGUCUUCAUUCUUGAUCUAUUGAUAAAAGCUACGAUGUCCC